GUCAUUCGGGAGGAGCUCCGCCCUCCAGCAGGGAGGCAGAGGCGGAGCAAAGACGGCGCUGGCGUCUGCUGCUGUAGCGAGCCAGCUUACCGCCUUUCCCGGAAGUCCCCCGCUCUCUUGCCAUUGUCGACUCUCCCGUGGGCUCGAUGGUCAGCAAAACAAUAACUCUGCAGAGCCAUGGAGGCCCAGGCGCCUGACUCCUCCCUCCGGGCGAGUGUGGACUGGAGCUAAGUCAGAGAUAGGGUAUAGACUCCCAUAAGGAUAGCGGUGUUGAGUCCUGUUGUGUACUCUUAAACUGGAGCUUCCUAGCCUCUUGAGUAGAAGAAAAAAUGCUUGAUAAUAUCAAAUCGUGGGCUGAGUAUGUUGUGGAAUGGGCUGCAAAGGAUCCGUAUGGAUUUCUUACAACAGUGAUCCUGGCUCUUACACCCCUAUUCUUAGCAAGUGCAGUACUGUCAUGGAAACUGGCAAAAAUGAUAGAAGCCAGAGAACGAGAGCAAAAGAAGAAGCAGAAGCGCCAGGAAAAUAUUGCUAAAGCUAAACGAACAAAGAAGGACUAAGAUGUUAACCUGCUACUUUUCUAAACAAAGCACUGUUCUUAAUUUGUAUUUUGCGUUGUAUCUUUACAGGUAAUUGAUGUGCACAAAUGAAUUCCUGAAAUGACUUGGUUCUUUUUAAAUUUGUGUUUAAGGUCUGUGAUCAUCUAACUUUAAUUGCUUUUUAAGAUCUUUUGUCCUGGGACUUGUUUUCUAAUUGAAGGUGUAUUUGUAAAGGAAAAUGUAAACUACAAUAUGUAUAAAGUACCUUUAUAAAAUAUGGUUUGGUUGAUUAAAAACCUAAUUACUUAUGAUUUUUAAAGCAUGGAAACAAAAUGUAUUGUCCUUUUUCUAAACUUGCUUUUUUCCUGUAGAUAUACAGGAUAACUUCUUUCUAAUAAGCUUUCCCCUAUAUUUCAGAGAAUCCUGAUUUUGAGUAUAAAAAUCAGAAUUAUCAAUUUGCAUUUAGCAAUGUUUUAAGAAUGUAGUGGUACUUCACAUCCACUAGUGAAGAAAUCGUACCCUUUUUAGUUUUUGUCAAAUGUUAAAAGGCUGUGGCUAUAGGCUACUUUGGGAAAGGAAAGGAAAAUAUGAAAUAGUGCAAGAGUUGCUGAAGUGCACACUGGCUGACUGCAUAUGUGGUUGCUGCAGGACCAACAACUAGAAAUAACUUUUGAUAAAGGAAGUAAUGGAUUCAUUUUGUUUACUUAAACACAGUAAUAUAGUAGGGAGAAUGAUAAAGGUAUUAAUCCUUCCACACGUCAUUGAAGGAACGUAUACUACUACUUCUAUGAUGAAUAUUUAUAUACUGCUCUUCAACCAAAGUUCAAUACGUAUAGUAUUACGUAAAACUGAUAGAAUCUGAAGUGGCUGUUACCUCCAUGAAUUCAGCUGUGUGUGAUUCAUCCUUCUGGUACAGAAAGCACCACAGUAUUAGUUCCUUAAAACUAAGCAUGCACAACUCUUAUGCAGCAAGUCAAGAGUAGCUCAGAGUUUAAUAAACCGUUCUUGCUGCCUCUGACCCCAAAUUUGAAGAACAGGAGCAGUGAGAGAAAUUAAGUGACGGGCAGGCAGGCUACAACUGGGCUUAGCAAAGCACUUAAUAUACUACUAGAUUCUAAUAGCUUGAAUCAUAUUUGCUGCAGAUAACCACACUUUUAUUCAAGGCUUGUUAGGAUGAGAAAGUUCAAGUUAAUGUGACUCUAGCCCUUUCAGUCUAUAACUAUACAUAGCUGGGUGGUCACAGAGUUGUUUGAAGUGCUGGCACCUACAGUGGCAUUAGUUGUGAGGUAAAUUCUCAAUCUGCUGAUUUAUAAGCCAUAUCGAACAAGCUCUACACAUGAGUUAGCUUACUCACAGCUUCAGCAAGCUCUUCCACUGUCUUUCUAACAGUUUGUGUGUCCCAUAACAGCUACAUACCUGCCAAAGGAAGAACAUACCCCAAAGCACUGGCCAAUCCUGCUGCACAGGAAUGUUGAUGGUUUCUUCCCAGAAGUUGUGACAUUGUAUUUGUUAGAUCAGAAUUGCACAACUUCAGCUGGUUCUGGACUACAACUCUCAUCAGCCCCAGCCACAAUGGCCAAUAGUCAUGAAUUAUGGGAAUUGUAGUUCAGCAUCUGCAAAGUUGUGCAGCCCUGGGUUAGAUGGUUGUUGGUAUAACUGAUAAGAUCAGGCAUUACACAGGAUAUGAAACCUACAUCUUGAUUAAAAGCUGACAUGUAGCAUAUAUGUAAAAAAAAAAUAGUUCAAGCUUUGUCCACUGUCUUGAAUGUUGUACAUUACUACUGGCAGUUAAAUAAACAACAUUGAUCUUAAAUUUCUACAUUGCAUAAAUAAAUGAUUCUUUAACAA
Molecule: messenger RNA, 2384 nt
Organism: Hemicordylus capensis (graceful crag lizard)
Lineage: Eukaryota; Metazoa; Chordata; Lepidosauria; Squamata; Cordylidae
Gene: SMIM15
Product: small integral membrane protein 15
Exons: 3
Coding region: 330-557 (75 amino acids)
Source: RefSeq, a predicted model, not a curated record